UGACUACCAUUAUCCUAGACUGUGAAGAAUAUAAUAGGGUACCUGCAAAGAAACAGAAAAAAAGAAAAUAACAAGAUAGAAUAUAAUAUUCGAGUGCUAACAAGGGACAUGAAGAAGAGAUCUGUGGGGAGUACAGUCUUUGGGAAAACCUUAUGGAGAGAGAAGGUUGAUUGAUAAAUGAAGGCUUUCCAGAUAGGGAAGACACUUUGAGCCAUGGCUUUGGAGGUAACAUCUAAAGGAACUGGUUUAAAUCCUAAUGCCAAAGUGUGGCAAGAAAUUCCUCAUGGAAAUACUGAUGUCACGCCAGUAACUCAUGGAACUGAAAGCUCUUGGCAUGAAACAGCAGCAACAUCUGGGUCUCAUCCUGAGGGUAAUACAGAGCUUUCAGAUGAUAUGUGUAAGGAAUAUGAAGUAAUGUAUUCAUCUUGUGAAACCACAAGAAAUUCUACAGGCAUUGAAGAAUCAACUAAUGGAAUGAUUUUAGGGCCAGAAGAUCUGAGUUACCAAAUAUAUGACAUUUCCGGAGAAAGCAAUUCAGCAAUUUCUACAGAAGACCUAAAAGAAUGCCUGAAGAAACAAUUAGAAUUCUGUUUCUCACGAGAGAAUUUGUCAAAGGAUCUUUACCUGAUAUCUCAAAUGGACAGUGAUCAGUUCAUUCCAAUUUGGACAGUUGCCAACAUGGAAGAAAUAAAAAAGCUAACCACAGACCCUGAUCUAAUUCUUGAAGUAUUGAGAUCUUCUCCCAUGGUACAAGUUGAUGAGAAGGGUGAGAAAGUGAGACCAAGUCAUAAGCGUUGUAUCGUGAUUCUUAGAGAGAUUCCUGAAACAACACCAGUAGAGGAAGUGAAAGCUUUGUUCAAGAAUGAAAACUGCCCCAAGGUGAUAAGCUGUGAGUUUGCACACAAUAGCAAUUGGUAUAUCACUUUCCAGUCAGACACAGAUGCACAACAGGCUUUUAAAUAUUUGAGAGAAGAAGUUAAAACAUUUCAGGGCAAGCCAAUCAUGGCAAGGAUAAAAGCCAUCAAUACAUUUUUUGCUAAGAAUGGUUUUCGAUUAAUGGAUUCUAGUAUGUAUAGUCAGCCCAUUCAAACUCAAGCACAGUAUGCCUCACCAGUCUUUAUGCAGCCUGUAUAUAGUCCUCACCAACAGUACUCCAUCUAUAGUAUUGUGCCUCAGUCUUGGUCUCCAAAUCCUGCACCUUACUUUGAAACACCACUGGCUCCCUUUCCAAAUAGUAGUUUUGUGAAUGGCUUUAAUUCACCAGGAUCUUAUAAAACAACUGCUGCUGCUGUGAAUAUGGGUCGACCAUUCCAAAAAAAUCGCGUGAAGCCUCAUUUUAGGUCAUCAAGUGGUUCAGAACACUCAACAGAGGGAUCUGUGUCAUUGGGGGAUGGACCAGUAAACAGAUCUGGUUCCAGGAACUUUCCAACUGAACGGCAUAACCCUACAGUAACAGGGCAUCAGGAGCAAAGCUACCUUCCCAAAGAGACUCCAGCUUUGCAGAUUGAACAGAAUGGGGAUUAUGGUAGGGGCAGGAGAACUCUUUUCAGAGGUCGAAGACGACGAGAAGAUGACAGAAUCCCAAGACCCCAGCCUUCAACAGCUGAAGCAAAGGCUCCAACACCAAAGUUUGACUUAUUAGCCUCAAAUUUUCCUCCUUUACCUGGAAGUUCAUCAAGAACACCAGGUGAACUUGUUUUGGAGAGUAGGAUGUCUGAUGUUGUUAAAGGUGUCUACAAAGAAAAGGACAAUGAAGAGUUAAGACAAGGGGAUAGUUGCCCAGUGCCUGCAGAGGAUGAACAGACCGAAUGUGCCGCUGCCCAGCAACUCGAUAUAAGUACUGGUUCUUCGUGUACAGCUGAGCCUCCUGCAUUGAGCACAACUCGGAUAGAAAAGGAUCUAGUGGAGGAUUCCACUGUUCAGAAGGAUGUUCUCAACCCAACAACUAUAUCAGUUUCUUCCCCAAAUCCUGCAAAGCCAUCAGGGACAAAUAUUGCUUCACCAUGUGAUAAUAACAUAAAUGCAGCUGUAGCUGUGGCCCUACAGGAACCCCGAAAGCUAAGUUAUGCUGAAGUGUGCCAGAAGCCUCCUAAAGAGCCAUCUCCAGUUCCUGUGCAGCCACUACGAGAACUUCGCUCCAAUGUAGUGUCUCCCACCAAAAAUGAAGAGAAUGGAGCUCCUGAGAAGUCCAUUGAGAAACCACAUGAGAAGCCAGAAGCAAGGGCUAGUAAGGAUUAUUCUGGCUUCCGAGGCAAUACCAUCCCCAGGGGAGCAGCUGGAAAAAUCAGGGAACAGAGACGUCAGUUUGGCCACAGGGCCAUACCUCAGGGAGUUACUCGACGUAAUGGCAAAGAGCAAUAUGUGCCACCCAGAUCACCAAAGUAAAACUAACAAACAAACAAACAAAAACUAUUCAAAAACUUCUCUCUCUUCCCAUUAAACUUGAGCCGUGGCUAUAUUGAACUGUUAUGGAGGGGAGAGGGCGACCAGAAAGGAAACAAGAGAAAGGAUAUCCUUAAAUCAUUACAGAUUUUGGAGUUGUGAGCAGUAGAAUCCCAAAAUUCAUCUCUAAAGUGAUUUUUAAAAUGCUGGAGGAUUCCAAUCAGUAUAAAUAUAUAUAUAUGUAUACAUAUAUAAAAAUAUAAUUUUUCUAUUUUUGUUUUUGAUUUUAAUUUGCAGAGAUCUGCCUGGAAUCAAUUUUGAGGGUUCAGAUUUAGCUUGGGGAAAAAACAUUACACAUCCUUCAGUAUAGGAAAUGAGGGAGUGAGAGAAAAUAUUUUUUGAAGAAGCAUUUCUGUAAAAUUAGAAAUUACUUUUUUUAAUCUAUUUAAAGUUUGGCUUAGAGAAUGCCAUCUCUGCCUUUAUGGCCUUGUGUUGCAAAGCAGAUCAGUGGCUGGGGUGCCUGUUUGGGUGUGUUGUGUGUACAAGAGUGACUGAAGCCAAAUCUGUUUUCAUGUUAGUAAAUGAUUUGAAAACUGAAUGUAAUAUGUACUUGAGUAGAUUAUUUUUCCAGUUUGAUAUGUAGUCUCCUUUUGACUUUACUAAUAUUUUAUUCAACAAGCUUUUGAUUGUACUUGGAGAUGUGACUACCAAUCACUUUAAUACAGAAAGAAUGGGGGUUAUUCAGAUAAUUGAAAAAUUUGUCUUAGAUCAGAGUUGGGCAAGUCAAAAGGCCUGCAGAGGUUUAAACUGGCCUGUGAUUCUCCCCUCCCCUAAAAUAGGAAAUAAUUUUUUUGUAUUACUUCAUUUGCUAUUCUCUGUUCUUUGACUACCAAAACCCCCAGAAGCAAGUUAACUAACCACCUACAUAACUGUAUGUUUUUAACCACCUUGACCACGCUAGUCAAAUCAUAUAACUGUUCUAAAUUUCUGAAUUGAACAGUGAAGUAUUUUACUCUUCUGUUCAUGUAUUUAGAAGUUUAGAUCCCAGAAUGGUAGAGCAGACUGUAAUUUAUUUGUGUUAGUGUUAAAAAUGAAACAUUGUAAUUGACUCUUAAAGUGUUAAGUAGUGUAAAAGUAAAAAUAAUUUUUAAAGGCUUAAUUUGGGGGCAACUUUUUCUGUUUACAGUGUAUUUAUCAUAACCUGCCUUUCUUCCCUUUCUCCAAAAAAUUAAAAUUUAAAAAAAUAUACAGUUUGAAAUUCAUCGAAGCAGAGCCAGCAAGUCAGGAGAUUUUUGAGUUAAGGUGAGGAUAGUUGAAAAAAAUCAUUACAUAAUAUCUCAGUGAAUCAAGUUGUAGCUCUCAUAUUAAAUAGGCAAGUUUACAUGCUGGUGUUUAGAAAAUGGCUAAAAUAUUAAAAAUCAUGUUGAAUUAAUCUGUUUUAAGUCAUACCAUUUUCAGAGUUCUAUGUAAGGUGGGGUUUUUGUUUUUUUAGGGAUAGUUUGUAGCAGUAAUAACUGUCCCUUAUGUUAGUGAAUGACUUGUAUAAAUUGAAACUGUAAAUUGUGAACACUGGAAAGCACCAUUGUGACAUAGAGUCAACAUCUUAGUAAUAUAUUAAAAUGAAUGUAAAUGGAGGUUAAAAUUACAUUACUGUGAAAACUCAUCUUCCAACUCUAAGUUAAGCUGUGGAGAUUUGUAUUAGUAGGUAACUGUUCAGAGCUUUGAAAACACUGCACAUUUCUGUACAAGCCAGAGUUGUUAUUUCUUUGUAACUUAUUCAGCUUGGCAAUUGCUUUUGAUUUGGUGGGUUGAUAACAUGAUAUAAUACAUUUAAGUAAGAAGAAUCAUUUCUACACACUAUUUUUUUAAAUCAUUUAGAACUGAAAUCUACAAUUAAACUACCUGUGCUGAAAUUUGGGGGAAGUUUAGGUUCUUUUUAAAAAAGUAUUAAUAAUCAUUAACUAUAUCUGUGAUAAAGUGCUUAUUUUGGUUUACUUAGAUAAUGCUGCAUUUGGUGGAAAUGAUAAACAUUUAAAGUGUUAACACUCUGUGAAUGCAUUGGAUUUAGGAGAAUAAACAUUUUAUAAAAAUCAUUUGGAGAGAAUUAUAAACUUAAUAGUUGCACUUGAAACAAAACAUUACUUUUUUUACAGUGUCACAGAAGUGGGCUUGUAUUAUUUGUACACUUGUGUGACUUAUUCCAACUUUUAAAACUAAGUAUUUUAAUUGAAACACAGGUCUUCUUUUUUAAGAAAGUGUGUUCUUGCUUUUCCCCAAAAUGUUAUUAAGAGUAGAAAUUUAAUUUAAAGACAUGACCUUUUAAAUUCUCUUGUAAAAUAUAUUGUUUUAAUUUAAUUUGCCUCAUUACAACUAAUAAUUCCCAUUUUGAUGGGAAGUAUAGGGAAGAAUAAAUGUGUGUGUGUGUGUAUAUAAUAUAUAUAUUCACAAUAUGUAUUUAGCAUUUAUUUUAUUACCGCAGAUUUAAGGUUUGUAUCUAAUGAUGCCUAUAAAUUGUGUGAAACUUGGCCCACUCUACCCCCCCUCCCCCAGCAUUACUCUGUAACUGAUGAGGGUUGAGCAUUCAUUAUAGUUCAACUAUUUAUUUGGUUCUUUUUUUUUAGUUGUAAUCCUCACUCGAGGUUAUGUUUUUCAUUGAUUUUAGAGAGAGGAAGGAGGGGGGUGGAGAGAGAGAGAGACAGUGAGAAACAUUGAUGUGAAAAAAACAUCCAUCAGUUGCCUCUUGUAUAUGUCCUGACUGAGAAUCGAACCAGCCACCUUCCAGUUUAUGGGAAGAUGCUCCAACCAACAAAGCCACACUGGCCAGCGCCGUUUGUUUUUUUAGAGAGGAAUUUAAGUGUUGAUUUUUUAUUUUUUUUCUUCAUCCUUAUGGCUUAACACUUGCUUGGGCUGUUGGAAGCUAAAAGUAGAUACAAAAUGAUAUGGAGUGUAUGGUACAGUGAUUAUCUGCCAUAGUUCUUACUUCAUGAAGAGAAAAAAAGUCACCACCUUGCACUUCAUAGAGAGGGUAUAUAGAGAUAUUGCAAAAGCCUAUCUCCAUUUUCUAUCCUGAUAAUUAAGGUUUUCGUGAUAUCCAGGGCCUGUCUCUAAUCUGAGUAACUUCAUUUUUGCAAGUAUAGACAUUGACAUUCAAGAGAGUUAUCCGUCUAAAUUUUUUUCAACUGGAAUUUGGAAGAAGAUAAAUCUUUCAGUUGCUAUUGUUUAUUGUUGUCAUCAUAUGUGCUCAAUUUGCAUGUGAUCAAAUGACAUGCAGAUUUUAAAUUUAUUUUUGGUUCCUAAAAUUAAGGUAGCUUGGAUAUUGUUUCACAUUCCUUUCUCUUUUUAAAUGUUUGUUUUGCAAAAGGCUUAGUGAUGGAGUAUUAGCAUCUCCUGGAACAGAAAAUAGUAUUUAAAAUUUACUAAAUAAUUCUCUAGUUUUCUUAGUUAUGGCCUUAAUACUGGCAUAAAUGUCCACUGGUUUUACUUUGAUCCAGUUGAACACACCGGGAUUAAGUCUCUGAUAUUUGUGUUGGGCAUAUAUGUUAACCAUAUUUUAAAAGAAUCCAUUUUGUAUUUUACAGAAAAGAUAAAAUGUAAGAGAGGACAGUAUAUUCCUUUUGAAGGAUUUAAAACAAAUUCAUAAUUAUGUGAUGGUGGUUUCCCCCCCUAAUUUUAUAUAUUUCCUUUCAAUUUGGCUAUAAAAUUUUAACUUUAGACUUUUUGGUAUAUGCUAAUUUAGCUUGUCUGAGCUUCCAGGAAGUUACAUAGGUAUUUCAGUUUUCAUUAGCUGAAUGAAGAUAUUUUAAGAAGUUGAAAGAAAAUUUGUUUUCAGGUUGAGAGUAAAUUCUCUUUCAAAAUUCACCUGAUUAUUAAAGUUGGUUUUUUUUUUUUAGUUGAGAACUUCUUAAGAGUUGCUGAGUAGAUGGUUCUUAAAAAUACAACUCAGACACCAACAGCAGAAAAUGGUUUUACUUUCAGUUUUAUAGCACAAACACUGAUUAGCAUAUAGUAUAAAGAAACAUCCACAUUACUUUUUUUUUUUCUGAUUCAGGUGUCCCUUGAGUGAUAUCUUCUAAUGCUCGGUUUGGGUUGUGGGGGUCAGAACCAGUUAUCUGCUUUCUGUUUUGUCCAUUGCUUAAGUUUGUUCCUGUUGUCAAAACUGUCCCUCCCACCCCCUAAAAAAAAUGAUGUGACACAUGCUCAUGCAUAUUAUGUUAAAAUGAGUACAUCCUAUAUUUGUAUUUUUGUUUUCAACAUUGCCAAGGUGCUAUGGGAAAUUAAAGUAACAAAAAUUAGAACAAAUAAAAUUGUUUAAAAGCAA
Eptesicus fuscus (big brown bat) is the source of this 6700-nucleotide messenger RNA. It is a transcript of the gene LARP4, whose product is annotated as La ribonucleoprotein 4. Lineage: Eukaryota; Metazoa; Chordata; Mammalia; Chiroptera; Vespertilionidae. Gene Ontology annotation, biological process: positive regulation of translation. Gene Ontology annotation, molecular function: mRNA 3'-UTR binding. The record is from RefSeq and is a predicted model, not a curated record. The transcript has 16 exons. Gene Ontology annotation, cellular component: cytosol; cytoplasmic stress granule. Bases 214 to 2385 code for a protein of 723 amino acids.